AUGGGCGAUGGACCGUGCGGCCCUAAUAGCGAAAUUUUUUUCGAUUUUCAAACAGAACAAGAAUUACCCAAAAACGAGAAAAAUUAUUUGCCUCUGGCUCAAAAAUGCGUUGAUGUAGGAGCAGGCUUGGAAAGAAUUGUUAUGGUUUUGCAAGGAAAAAAAAAUACCUUCGAGAUUGAUUUGUGA
This is a messenger RNA of Racocetra persica, 186 nucleotides long. Lineage: Eukaryota; Fungi; Glomeromycota; Glomeromycetes; Diversisporales; Gigasporaceae. The record is from the annotation of a GenBank genome assembly.